Messenger RNA from Rubroshorea leprosula, 790 nucleotides. The record is from the annotation of a GenBank genome assembly. Lineage: Eukaryota; Viridiplantae; Streptophyta; Magnoliopsida; Malvales; Dipterocarpaceae.
AUAAAUCUAUCAUAAUAGAAAUAAAUAAAGGUCAACAUUACAAAAACGAGUACUUCAAUUGUGUAUGGGAUGGGGAAGAUGCAAGAACCCAAUUAUAGCACAUGGAAACCCCUCAUAUCUACUAGUUGAACAAAAACUAUCCAACAGAGAAAGCCCUCAAGAUUCACCAACUAGCUUAACUAAAUUCAGACUUAAUUCAUCAAUUAACAAAGUGAAGGACGGCUUCGAUAACAAUGUCGACAUAAGUCUUGCAAAGAAGCUUCUCUAAUCUUAGACAAUUGAAUGUCAGCUAACCUUAUGGAUGACAUAUUAUCAAUAACUUCAUGCAAAACCUAAGAAUCUCCUUUUCCUUCCUCGCUUAUCUUAUAAAAGCAAUAUCUACAUACCAACAUUUUCUCUGAGGUAGGAGUCAAGAAAGAAAUCCUUGCAGAAUCAGAACCUUCUGCUGCAACAACCUGCCCAUUAUACCACCGCCCAUCCGUAUACCGAAACCUACAUUUCGAGCCAACAGGGUAGCUUUCCUCCUCCAAUGGUUCUGGUUCAACGUCCGUCGGAUCAAUACGCUCGGACUUCACAUCUUCGACGACCCGAUUGGAACCUUGAAGCGCGGAAUCAACUUCUCGAAGCAAUCUCGCGCGCUUCAGGUGCAGAAGCCCUUCUUCUGCAAGUUUAAUCGCUUGAACAAGCUCCUCAUGGACCUAACACAAUUAUAUAACGAAAAUUAAAAGGAAAUCAUGCAAAUUUAUGGCGAAGGAAACAGCAAAUUGAACGAGAGAGAAUGAAUUUUCAU